CACAAUUACAGUCUCUCCACACCUCCAGUGUCCCCUCCCUUGAGGCGACACGCACGCGCCCGACUUUCAAGAUGCCUCGUAAAUUGGAUAGUGACACGCGCGCGAAUUUCAAAAUCUACGAGGACGAGGCUCAUGCACAGAGACGAGCCUUCUGCCUACACUGCAACAAGGAUGCCUGCGCCGACAACAUCCAGCGCAUGAAGAACCACCUCCUACGUUGCGAGUCUUACAUAAAAGGUGGUGAGCCCGGCAUUUACCACAUGCUCGUGGACGGGCUGCCUGGGCCUGUACCCGGGCCUGGAACCGAGCCCAUGCAGCAGCAGCAGCAGCAGCAGCAGCAGCCGGAGGAUGUAUCCACGCAGGCAGCUGGCGGGCAAGGAGGCUAUCACAAUUAUGCCAUGCCUGAUAUCAGCCACAGCCCCGCCAUGGGGGGCAGCAGCUCAUCACACCAGCACGGACCGCACGCCAGGACCAGCAGCGGCGUGAUGAGCAUGGCGGCGAUGACAGAGCCAUCAGUGCCACCUGCGCCGUCCCCAACGCUGCCAGGUUCCAGCGGACUAGGCAUGCCUCCGCCAUCGCCAAUACCACCAGCAGCAGCAGCAACGACAACAACAACAACGUCCACCAACCCCAGCGAUCUCAUGGCGCCUCCUCGGCCGGCGCAGGCGACAAAGGCGACGCCGGCGGCGCCAGGGACAGGGUCGCUGGCCCAGCCCAACCCAAAGGCGGCCCAGAACAGCCUGGACAAGGUGCGCCACGCGAUGGGCCGGUCGACCCGGCGGAUGGAGAGCCUCGAGGCGGUGCUCAAGACGCAGGUGCAGGACGGGAUGCACAACGCGGCGACGCACGUGCGCGCGGCGAUCCGGGACGAGAAGGACAGGCUGUUUAAGCUCUCGCAGACGCUGGUCAGGGCGGAGCUGAGGCUGCGGGAGGCGCCCUUGGGGGGUCCGUUGUAAAGUUCAUGUUCUUUUCUGGAGUCAUGAUGGCGUUCUGGGGUGUCGGCUUGGGGAAUUUGCGUUUUUGGGUCUUGCAUGGGCUUUUAUGAUGCGAAGAUGAUACCUUCUUCUGUUAUGAUCCAAUGAUGUUUUCAUGAUAUGGAAGCUGGAACAGGUUUGGUGAAUCGAGGCGUCCAUCAAUAGGUCAGUUACGAAGUCUUUGCACAGUAUGCAUUUGCAACCAAUUGCCAUGAUCACCAUG
This is a messenger RNA of Cryphonectria parasitica EP155, 1197 nucleotides long. RefSeq lists its product as uncharacterized. NCBI's taxonomy places the organism in Eukaryota, Fungi, Ascomycota, Sordariomycetes, Diaporthales, Cryphonectriaceae. The transcript has 2 exons. The coding region runs from base 72 to 956 and encodes 294 amino acids. The record is from RefSeq and is a predicted model, not a curated record.